AUGAAAUAAUAAUAACAACAACUUAAAGGAAUACCAAACAUUAGAUCACAAUAUUAUGUAGCUGCUUAAGCCUUGAAUUCUUAAUUAUCUUCUAAGAUUAGCAAGACUAAAUCAAGUUAUAUUGAUGAUUCGAAUAAAAUCAAAGAUUACUCCUAUUUUUAAUUAUCUACACAGAAAACGUAACCAAAAUGCACAGUCAAAAGAGUAAAUGUAAGCUUAGAUUAACCAAAACAAGAUGAUCCAACAGUCCUCCCUCCAUUAAGAAAAGAAAUAUUGAGAUCAAGAUAAUCGUAACCUACUGUCGCUAAAAGCAAAUAAUAACAAAGAAAUAAUUCGCCUUUACUUCCAUUAGAAAGCUUACCUGCAAUGGAACCAUCAAAAAUUUCGCAAAAAAAUAUAGGGAUUGUAGCGUCAUAUGCGGCAAAUACUCACUAAGGCCUAGUGAGAUAAUAUAACGAAGACAGAGUUUCAAUUAUAUUAAAUUUAAUGAGGCCAAAUUCUAACACUAAUUAAGGAUAUUGGCCUUAGAGUUCAUUUUUCGCAGUUUAUGAUGGUCAUGGAGGACCAUAAUGUGCAGACUUUAUGAGAGACAAUUUACAUCAAUAUAUUAUCAAAGAGGAUUGUUUUCCCAAUAAUCCCCGACUUGCAAUAGAAAGAGGAGUCUCGAAGGCUGAGAAAACAUACUUAGAAAUGGCCGAUCAGAAAGUGUUAGAUAAAUCAGGAUGUUGUGCAGUUUUUGCAUUGUUUGUUGAUAACAAUUGUUAUGUGGCAAACAUAGGUGAUUCAAGGGCAGUAAUCUCCUAAGGGGGAAAAGGGAAAUCAAUAACAGUUGAUCACAAACCUUCUACUCAUGAGGAAUAAUAAAGGAUAAGUAAAUUUGGAGGAUAAAUUUAUUAAACAUAACUUUAAUAAUUAAAUGGAGAAAUUUAAUUAGGACCACAUAGAGUUUUACCUGGAAGAUUAGCGGUUUCAAGAACAUUUGGAGAUGCUGAAGCAAAAUUAACUAAAUAUGGAGGGAUUCCUAAUGUCAUUUCGGCAGAACCAGAUAUAUUUUAGUUAUAAAUCACGGAUUAAGAUUUCUUGAUUUUAGCAUGUGAUGGUAUCUAUGACAAAAUGAGUAGUGAAGAAGUUAUAUAAUGCGCUUGGAAUGUGCAAACAACAAACAUUCACAUUUUUGGAGGAAAGGCUGUGGAAGCCAUAAUGAGAUUGUCAUUAUAAAGGAAAACCUUCGACAAUAUAACUGCUGUAUUUAUUGGUUUUCCUUAACUCGAGAGAAAGUUAAAAAACAAAUCAUAAUUUUAACAAUGA
This is a messenger RNA of Paramecium tetraurelia, 1308 nucleotides long. RefSeq lists its product as uncharacterized. The transcript is spliced from 4 exons. The record is from RefSeq and is a predicted model, not a curated record. NCBI's taxonomy places the organism in Eukaryota, Ciliophora, Oligohymenophorea, Peniculida, Parameciidae. Gene Ontology annotation, molecular function: protein serine/threonine phosphatase activity; cation binding. Gene Ontology annotation, biological process: protein dephosphorylation.